UGUGACGUAGGAGGAAGGAGACGCCAUUAGAGGGAGGUGGAGAGGGAGCGCUCUUUGCCUUUCCUCCGGUGCCUGACGUGGUGGCUAAGGCCCUUCAUUCUUGGACUUUCUCUCGGUCCUUCCAGGCCUCGCCCGAGGACAGAGAGGAGCCAGCGCCGGGUCGGCGGGCCGUUGGCAGGGCGCGGAGUCGGCCGCGGCCGUGAAGGCGCUGCCGCGGCUGUGGGGAGCUCGGCGCAGUUCUCGUGCUCGGGCUGCCGGGAAGCGGCGGGAUGGCUGCGGCCGGCGGCGGAGCGGCGGCGGGCCGAGCUUACUCGUUCAAGGUGGUGCUGCUCGGGGAAGGCUGCGUGGGAAAGACGUCGCUGGUGCUGCGCUACUGCGAGAACAAGUUCAACGACAAGCACAUCACCACUCUGCAGGCAUCUUUCUUAACAAAGAAGUUAAAUAUUGGUGGGAAAAGAGUAAACCUUGCCAUAUGGGAUACAGCAGGUCAAGAAAGAUUCCAUGCAUUGGGUCCAAUUUACUACAGAGAUUCAAAUGGAGCAAUUUUAGUUUAUGAUAUAACAGAUGAAGAUUCUUUUCAAAAGGUAAAAAACUGGGUCAAAGAAUUACGGAAAAUGUUGGGAAAUGAAAUCUGUUUAUGUAUAGUUGGUAAUAAAAUAGACUUGGAAAAGGAGAGACAUGUUUCCAUUCAAGAGGCAGAAUCGUAUGCAGAAUCUGUAGGAGCAAAACAUUAUCAUACUUCAGCCAAACAAAACAAAGGAAUUGAGGAACUCUUUCUUGACCUUUGUAAAAGGAUGAUAGAAACGGCACAGGUGGAUGAGAGGGCAAAAGGCAAUGGCUCCAGUCAACCAGGAGCUGCAAGGCGAGGUGUACAGAUUAUUGAUGAUGAGCCUCAAGCCCAGAGCAGUGGUGGAGGAUGCUGUUCUUCUGGAUAACCAUUCAAGCCUAAGAAAUUAAAAAACAAAACAAAACUGUGGAUCAUUGCCCUCAACAUGAAGACUGCCAUAUUCCAAGUCACAUUAUUUUACCAAUGGAGUUAUAGAAUUAACAGUAUUUUAAAUUACAUUUAUAACACUGCAGAGACCUUAAGUGCUAUACUUAGUGGAGUUUGUGACCAGAGAAUUGGCAUUUUCUACAAAUGUUAACAAAGCAAUUACCAAUGGCCUUUUUACAUAUUUUUUUCUUUAAUGAGGAAUAAUAUGCAUGUAGAAAAGACCUACUUAAAGGCUUCAUUUAUAUUCUUUUAAAUCAGAUCUUUAUUUAAUAACUUAUAUAUGUUGUUGGAAUGAUAUACAUUUUUGCAGCCCUUUGUAUUUUGUGGUAGUUUGAAUUGUAUCACUUCUAAACAGCAAACUGUUUUUGUUUUUGUUUUUGAUUAGCAGAUACCUGAAGUACUAUUUUUGCAGGGUUUGCACAGGCCCCUAACUGUCUACUACUUUGAUAUAAUCUAUAYACAUCCUGUAUGCUGAGCUGGUAAAAUACGUUGUAAAUUACAUAUUAAAUAUUUUAUCUGCUUUUACAAGCGCAAGGUGCAAAAAUAUUUACAGUAGUCUCAUUGAUGACCGUAAAGUGAAUUAACAUUUGGUGAUAAUGCCUAAGCUUUUUGACUGAUACAAAGAUCAUCACUCCCUUUCACUUUUGUCUUAACUUAAAAGUGGCGUGUUUAAAUUUUCACACAUAUUUUACUUGAAUUAUUGCUGUUGUCACAUUUUUUGCCUUUCUAAGUCCAUCUGAUGAUUGAACAGCAGCAUUUGCCUUUUGGUUUGGAUUUUGGUUUUGUUUUAGAGUUUUUUUGUGUGUGUGCGUACGUGUGUGUGUGUGUGUGUGUGUAUCAGAGUAUGUUGUUAGUUUUUUUUAAUAAAAAGAGAUGACUUCUGCUGAUUUUUGCUUUACAAUGGUUACCUUAGAAGAAUUUGAGUGGAGCAUGCUGAGUUUCACUUCUGCAACAACUUUAGAUUUCUUAGGCUUUAUAUAAGCUGGGUUCACUGGCAUGAGAAAAGAGGAAGAGGUCCCAGAUUGUAACCACUCACGAAGACUCAUUCAUAUAGCAUGUUAGUGGUAUUUAUGCUCCUGAGGCAGCACUUGUGAGCAAGUCUGUUUGUUCAUUGCUUGUCAGAGAUGAACACAGAACAUUCUGUUCAUUUUAUAAGAGCUAUCCUGAGCUUCUGUAGAGGGAAGCAUUUCAUGUAAUGCAGUUACAGCAGACACUGGAAAGAUUUAUUAUAAAAUUAUAUUCUUGUAUACUUUGUAAAUUAGUCCCUCAUUAGACUGCUUUCUUUUAGCAUAGGACUGAACUUAAAUUUGUUAAUUUUAAUAGAAUCAGGUGCUGCUCACAGAAGGAACACAGAUUGUAGAAAUUAACAUGAAUUGUUCUUGUUCUAAUAUAUAUAUAUUUUUCCAUUUCUGUCAUGCUUGGAAAACUAGUAAAUGUUAUGUCUAAGUUAAAAUGGAAUGGUCCUUGGAUUUACUUAUAAGAAGCAGAGUAUACAAUAAAGCUGUUAGCAUGAGCGAUUAAGAGGAUAUAUGGGGUUAUAGUUACUGAAGAAGUACUAUCAUAUUUUUAAGUUAACAGCUUAAACCUUUUCAAAUGGGUUAAAAGUUGAAAUGACUUGACACCUUGAUGUUGUGAUGUUAGAAUUUUAUCGUAGUAUUAAAUGUUCUUUAAGCCCUCACUUAACAUUCUUUAUUGUCCUUGCCAAACUCAGCAUACUGACCUCUUAUGUUAUGUGUUUGAGGAUGGUGGGAGUGGGAAGAGUUGGAGAUAAGUUAAAAUUGUCUCCUUUUAUGGGAUGAUUAUGCUCUGUAUAAUCUCUUGGUUUCCUGUGAAGUCAGUAUUUAUUCAGGGAUGGAAGAGGCAGUGGGAAUCUUGAGUCUCCCAUGAAAGUUAUGUUUUUGCCCUUUUGGCUCUUUUAGAGGGAGUAAAGAAAGUUUUGCUGUUCCUACUUUUAAGAUGAUAAAUAAGCUUUUCUUAUUGGAGUGCAAUGUGUUUUGUAAACUAGAGGUGAAAUUCAGCUUUAUUCCAAAAGUUAGUUUUAAAACCUGAUAAUUGGACAACUGUACUUCUAUUUUUUACCCUCUUUAUUAUUAAAUUCCAGAUUGGAAUAAUAAAUGGGAAUUUAAAUUAAAUUUAUUAUUAAAUUUAUCUAGUUGCCAAAUUAUUGGUAGGGCAUAACUAUUUUCCAUAUUUUUUCCCUUACCUUUCCAUGAUUUUUGUGUAUUUUUCUUAACCUCAAGUAUUUUGCCCACCCCUCUCUUCCUGUGUGUGUCUGUCUCCCCCUCCCCGCCCCCCCCCAAACUUGUAAUUCAGGUUAAUUUAAUAGCAACAAUAGGUAGUAGGUUAUUUCUGUUGCUUUGAAUAUCAAAAGGUCUUUAAGGUAGGUAUAAGGUGAAGGAGUGAUGAAAUUGGAUCAGUCAGCUGCAGUAUGUAUAAAAGGAAAGAAAAAGAGAGGAUAAACCCCAAGCUAGGAAGUUUUUCUGAUACUUUCUUCAUUUCUAUGUAUCUUUUAUGUUCCUAUCCUAAUAAUUGUGCUAUUAGGAAGAAAACACAAGUUAUGAUGUUGUAUGUUAAAAAGUAUAGGUAGGUAGAACAAAUAUAUUUUGAACUAAUAAGUUGAAAAAUUGGUUUUAGGAUAGUCAUUAAAAAUUCUCGAGUGCUUAAUAUUAUGUUAAAAGUAUAUAGUUAUUGUUUCUCUAAUGAUGGUGGGUAUUCUGCUUCUUGUUUUGCUUUCUGAUUACAYGGGAAGGUUAUUUUUAAAAAUGUAUAUUGCAACAAUUUGGGAUAACAUUAACCUGAAAAGAACAAAACAUUAUGUUAUUGUAUGAAAUAUGAAUGUUUGAAUUUGUUUUGUCUGGAGUAUCUCCUGAGACUACCUAUUAAUAGAAGUUAUUAAUGGGGUUCUUUUUCUUUGGCAUUAAUUAAAGAAUGAUAUUUUCAUCUUUAGGUUUCUAGUAAUACAAAGUAAAAUUGAGGAAAUGGGAAAAGAAGGUAGUGAAGAAUGGAAUGGAAAUCAAGUAGAUAUUAAACUCUACAACCUGACAUUUUAAAAAUCACUUUGAAAAAUACAUUGCUUUUCUCAAAUAGUUUCUAAAUAAUGCAAGAGAGUCAUUGUGCCAAAUAUUUGAAGGAUUUUUAAAAGGUAGAUUAUGAUACUGUGUUUCUUUUAACAUAUAAUUUGCAAUUUUCUGUAAUAUAAGUGCUAUUGGGAGUCUAGAUCAUUGCUCGUCUCUAUUACCUCCAUAUAAUAUAAUUUGCCCAUAAUAUAAAUUACCUCUAGAGGUAGUUUGUUCUGUGCUUUUAACAUUCAGAUUUUAUCUUCUGUUCAUUAUUUGAACUUUUCAUGGUUUUCUUUGUAGAUAAAGUGUGACAAGGAAUACA
Molecule: messenger RNA, 4375 nt
Organism: Urocitellus parryii (Arctic ground squirrel)
Lineage: Eukaryota; Metazoa; Chordata; Mammalia; Rodentia; Sciuridae
Gene: Rab21
Product: RAB21, member RAS oncogene family
Biological process (GO): Rab protein signal transduction
Molecular function (GO): GTPase activity; GTP binding
Source: RefSeq, a predicted model, not a curated record